AUGUUGAUUGCUGUGACUGUUGAUGCAAAUAGGCAAAUAUUUCCACUUGCUCUUGCAAUUGUUAACAAGGAAACAAAAGAAGCAUGGUCAUGGUUUUUGUCGUGCCUUAGAAUUCAUAUGGUAGUUGGUCGUAGAGGUGUUACAUACAUAUCUGAUCGUGCUCCUACAAUACUUAGAAGUUUUAAUGAUUUGGUUGAGUUACAUCAGCCGAAUGCAUAUCAUCGCUUUUGUCUUAGGCAUGUGAAGAGUAACUUUCUGUCUAACUUUCCUAACAAGCAACUUGAGGGAUUAAUGUGGCAGGCUGCUAUUCAACACCAAGAAUGCAAAUUCAAAGCUGUCAUGCAAUGUUUGAAAGAUGCUGAGCCAGGUGCGUACAAUUUCUUAAUGAAAAUUCUAUUAGAGAAAUGGACAGUUCAUCGUGAUGGCGAUAAAAGAUGGGGCAUUUUAACAACCAGUCUUUCUGAAUCUUUCAAUGGAUUCUUAAAGAAAUCUCGAGGUCUCCCAAUUACUACAAUAAUUAAGCUUACAUAUGGUCAAAUUUUGAAAAGAUUUGUAUCCAGGAAGCAGUAUGCACAAGAGCUCAUUAAUGAAAAAGAACUAUGGCCACCUGUGGUUGUAAAGAAAAUUUUGAAGUAUGAAUUGAAGUCUAAAAAUCAUCAGGUAACAACUUAUAAUGGAGAAACAGGGGUAUUCGAGGUUGAAACAUAUCUUCGUCAAGGUCAUGAUGGCAGAAAACAUAUCAUUAAAUUUAGUAGGAAUACGUGUGAAUGUCAAAAGUGGCAAGCAUAUCACAUGCCAUGUUCACAUGUGUUGAAGGUUACUGAGCAGAUAAAUAAGGUUGCACAUGAUUUGGUCAGUGAAUAUUAUAGUAUGGUAAAGUAUUUUGAGACAUAUCGUGUGCCGUUUCAACCUCUUGGAGAUGAAUCAAAUUGGCCGAAAGCACCCUUUAAAAUGAUUUGCAAUGAGACAUUUAUCCGAAAGAAAGGAUCUAGAAAAACUACACGUGCUCCAAAUGAGAUGGACAUUGGACGUACAAGAUACUCAAAAUCUUGA
Messenger RNA from Capsicum annuum, 1053 nucleotides. RefSeq lists its product as uncharacterized. Bases 1 to 1053 code for a protein of 350 amino acids. Gene Ontology annotation, molecular function: zinc ion binding. The transcript has a single exon. NCBI's taxonomy places the organism in Eukaryota, Viridiplantae, Streptophyta, Magnoliopsida, Solanales, Solanaceae. The record is from RefSeq and is a predicted model, not a curated record.